Daucus carota subsp. sativus is the source of this 831-nucleotide messenger RNA. RefSeq names its product G-type lectin S-receptor-like serine/threonine-protein kinase At4g27290. Bases 1 to 831 code for a protein of 276 amino acids. The transcript has a single exon. Gene Ontology annotation, biological process: recognition of pollen. The record is from RefSeq and is a predicted model, not a curated record. NCBI's taxonomy places the organism in Eukaryota, Viridiplantae, Streptophyta, Magnoliopsida, Apiales, Apiaceae.
AUGCAAAUGAACCAUUUAGUUUUAUUUUCCACCAUUUUGUUGAUCUCCGUCUUUACAAAUUCAUCCCCUGUUGAUGUUUUAAGAGGAGAACAAAUAAUAAAAGAUGGCAGCACAAUUGUGUCAGCAGAAGGUGAAUUUGAGCUUGGAUUUUUCAGCCCCGGGAGUAGUACAAAACGCUACGUGGGUAUAUGGUUCAAGAAAAUAUCGUCCGGGACGCGGACGACUGUAUGGGUGGCCAACAGGGAUGCACCACUGAAUAACACUUCUGGUGUACUAAAGAUUGAUUCCAAGGCAAUUUCACUUUUUAGUAAUGCUAGUAGUACUGUUAUAUGGUCAUCGAGUUAUUCAAGGCCUGUCGACAGUCCAGUGGCUCAGCUGUUGGACAGCGGAAAUCUUGUUAUCAGGGACGAAGAUGAUGGCGGCCUAGAGAAUUCUGUAUGGCAGAGUUUUGACUACCCUGCAGAUACCAUUUUGCCUGGUAUGAAAUUUGGAACUGAUUUAGUGAGGGGCUUAAGGUGGGAACAUUCGUCGUAUAAAAGUGCUGACGAUCCAUCUGCAGGAAGUUUUGUACAUCGAAUUGAUAUCCAUGGUUUUCCUCAGUUUCUGUUGUGGAAAGGUUCAGAACUACAUGCUAGGAAUGGACCGUGGGUUGGGAAUCGGUUUAGUGGUGAUCCAGAACCAAAGACGAACAAUAUUUACAUGAAUGAAUUUGUUAUUGAGGCAAUGGAGAUAUAUUAUGCAUUUCAUCUUCUUAAUAAAAGUUCUACUACACCUAUCACAAGGUUAACAUUGACUCCAAAUGGUAAAUAUACAGCGUCUGGUAUGGAAUGA